GCCUUUUCGGACCCCAAUGAUUUGUGCACAAAGAAUCCAGGUCACUGGUUCUUCAGCGCGAGAGGUGGCAAUAAUCCACAAGCAGAGCGGAAUGUGCGGUUGACGAAGGUGGCGACUUUGGAAUCCACUUUUUUUAUGGGGGGAAGAUAGGAUAACAUUUACUUACAACACCUCAACCUCAGCUUUUUCAACUGUUAAAUCUCCCUUUCUCCAUUCAUACCUUCCCAAGACCACGACACACUGUACGACAUGCGCUGUUCUUACGUUCCGCCGCUGGAGGACGGGUAUAACGAAGACUAUGCCUCCACGCCAUUAGAUGGGUUCUUAGUUGGUCGUCCCAAGACAGUAGACGGUGUAGCCGUGCUGGAGCUAGGGUGCCAAUCG
Molecule: messenger RNA, 384 nt
Organism: Amoebophrya sp. A25
Lineage: Eukaryota; Dinophyceae; Syndiniales; Amoebophryaceae
Source: the annotation of a GenBank genome assembly